CGCUGUGUUCUAGAUACUUCAUCUUCGUUCCGGCAUGGAUAUGAACAAGAGUAGCCCACGGAUCGGCCUAAUGCUUGUCCGACAACGUCCAGCGCGGAUUAGAAAUUGAAUUCUUUUUGAACCGGGCAAAGCGAUUUAAGAAGCGAUGUCUGACCUUCGUUGGCUCACUCUUCACUACUCCAGUAACAUCGAAGCACCCACGAAACCGACCAAAGGCAGACAUCAGUAUGACACACUCGAAGAUUUUGGUCACAGGCGCGGCCGGUUACGUCGGGGGCUCCGUUCUUUCAUAUCUAAAGACCCUCGAAUCCUCCUCGAUCGAUGCCGGCAGUGUCAUUGGCGCUGUUCGGUCGGAGGAACAAGUGGACGCACUGACAGCCGCUCGGUUCAAUGUGCAGCAGGUGAAUCUAAGCGACGAGCAGGCGGUCGCCGAGCUCGUUCUCCGCAACGAAAUCGAUGUCGUUGUCCAUUGCGCGAGUGGGCUGGACCGAGAUCUGGUUGUAAACCUGAUCCAUGCGCUUGGUAAGCGUCGUGAAGCCAGCGGCAAGGCAACGUAUUUCAUUCAUACGUCUGGAGGGUCCGCAUUCUCCGAAGUUGGUGGCUGGUCCAAUGGCCCCACCAGCGAUACCGACCAGAUAUUUGAUCUGGAAAAAGCGCUUGCAGACUCCAUGCCACUUCGCAAGGUCGACGUAGCGGUUACCGAAGAAGCCAAGUCGGCAGGGGUGACGAGUUAUAUCGUCGUUCCACCAAUGGUUUAUGGCAGAGGGCUUGGUUUGUGGAACAAGCUCUCGGUGUGUAUGCCACUGACUGUGAGGGCCAGUCUGUCUCGGCGAGCGGUAUACACGUUUCCACAAGAUUCUGUCAUGCCUGCCGUGCACGUAUCCGACUUGAUGGCCCUCUAUGCUCGAUUGCUUGAGAAAAUCGUGCAAAACGAUGCACCGGCAGGCGGUGAGAAUGGCUACUAUUUCGCCGUGGCUCAUAAAAUCCACUGGUGGCCGACUCUGGACCGUAUGGCUGCAGCGCUUCAUUCACGUGGCCUGGUGCAGCAGCGGAGCACGCAGAUGUGGCCUAACGACGAGGAGGCGGCCGAGGCCUACGGUCUUCCAGGCCUGUUCGUCCAGAUGAUCUUCAACUCGAGGACGGAGAUACGCUCUGGCAAGGCCGGCGCUCUCGGUUGGGAGCCAACGUGGACGCAGGAGGACCAGUUCUUACAGAUCAUUGAUGACGAAGUGAGGGAUGUGCUCGAGUUGGACACUGGCAAGGGCAGCGUGCUGAACAAUGUGAACAAGCAGCUUAAAUAGAAGACCAGACUCCCCCUCACGCAGCAAACCUUUCUCCGUUUCUCGAGAGUCGCGUUUCAUGCUGCGAGCCUCAAU
Molecule: messenger RNA, 1376 nt
Organism: Neohortaea acidophila
Lineage: Eukaryota; Fungi; Ascomycota; Dothideomycetes; Mycosphaerellales; Teratosphaeriaceae
Exons: 8
Coding region: 228-1301 (357 amino acids)
Source: RefSeq, a predicted model, not a curated record